Hydatigera taeniaeformis is the source of this 627-nucleotide messenger RNA. NCBI's taxonomy places the organism in Eukaryota, Metazoa, Platyhelminthes, Cestoda, Cyclophyllidea, Taeniidae. The record is from the annotation of a GenBank genome assembly.
AUGGUGCUUUAUUACAUGUGCGAACUUGUUUCUCCCCCUUAUCUCAUAUAUAUGGGUGCAGAUAAGCACGAAAAUGACCAAUUAAUCCGAUGGGGUUGGCCAGAAGAUGUGUGGUUCCACGUCGAUAAAAUGUCGUCUGCUCAUGUAUAUCUUCGUCUCAGAGAAGGAGAGACGUGGGAUGAUAUUCCCGAAACAGUCAUUCAGGAUUGCGCUCAACUUUGCAAACAAAAUAGCAUUCUGGGUUGCAAGCAGAAUGACGUGACAGUGGUGUACACUAUGUGGGAGAACCUGAAGAAGACCCCAGACAUGGAUGUGGGUCAAGUGGGUUUCCACAAUGGGAAGAAUGUGCGUCGCAUAGUGGUUGCAAAGCGUGUGGGAGAGAUCCUACGCCGUUUGGAACGCACACAAACGGUCGUGGAGUCUCCCGACUUGCGGGCAGAGCGAGAGGCGCGAGAUGAACGCGUGCGUCAGCGCACUCGUGCUGCUCAACGUGCUCGAGAAAGGGCGGAACGGGAAGUGGAACGACAACGCCAGUCAGAGGCCGAGCGGCGCUCCUACGAUCGCAUCUUCACGUCCGAGAACAUGCGCUCCAACGAAGAUGGCUAUGACUCUGAUGAUUUUAUGUGA